Messenger RNA from Paracoccidioides brasiliensis Pb18, 1371 nucleotides. Its product is annotated as metacaspase-1. Bases 1 to 1371 code for a protein of 456 amino acids. Gene Ontology annotation, biological process: proteolysis. The transcript has 6 exons. Gene Ontology annotation, molecular function: cysteine-type endopeptidase activity. The record is from RefSeq and is a predicted model, not a curated record.
AUGUCAUAUUAUCCCCCUCCACAGGGCUACCCGGCUGGCCAGGGCGGGUAUGCUCCUCCACGUCAUCAGCAGUACCCUCCGCAGCAGCAAUACCCUCCCCAGCCAUACGGAGCACCACCUCCUCAGCAAUACCCACCACAAGGUUACGGAGGGUAUCCUCCGCAAGGGCCUCCCCCUCCCCAACAGAACCCAUACGGAUAUCCUCCUCAUACGCCGUCUCCCCAGCCACCUUACAAUGGUGGAUAUGCGGCUUCUUCACCUCAGCAACCUAUGUAUGGUGCUCCACAACUCCAUCCAAGCGUCUCCCCGGCACCUCCGAACGGUGGUCCAAUGUAUAGUGGCCGUGCAGGAGGUCCUCCUUCGCCUUAUGGCAAUCAUGGGCAGGGAGGGCAUAGUCGCCCUCCACCCCCACCAACGCAGCCUGUCCAAUUCGGCCAUGGUGCUCCCCAGGGAUAUAGCUUCCAAUACUCGAAUUGCACAGGAAAGCGGAAGGCAUUGCUGAUUGGGAUCAACUAUUUCGGUCAGCGCGGCCAGCUGCGCGGCUGUAUCAACGAUGUGAAAAAUAUGUCGAACUAUUUGAAUCAAAAUUUUGGCUAUGCAAGGGAGGACAUGGUGAUUUUGACUGAUGACCAGCAAAAUCCCAUGAGCCAGCCAACCAAGGCAAAUAUCCUGCGUGCCAUGCACUGGCUAGUUAAGGAUGCUAGACCUAAUGAUUCCCUCUUCUUCCAUUUUUCCGGUCACGGUGGUCAAACUAAGGAUCUUGAUGGCGACGAAGAUGAUGGGAAUGAUGAGGUUAUCUAUCCUGUGGACUUCAGAUCGGCUGGACACAUCGUCGAUGACGAAAUGCACAGAAUUAUGGUCAAGUCGCUGCUGCCUGGUGUGCGUUUAACCGCCAUUUUUGACUCAUGCCAUUCCGGUUCUGCUCUCGACCUUCCGUACAUCUACUCCACACAAGGCAUUCUCAAGGAGCCCAACUUAGCUAAGGAAGCCGGUCAAGGUUUGCUUAGUGUUGUUUCCGCUUAUGCGAGAGGAGACGUUUCUGGCAUGCUGUCCACAGUUGGGGGAUUCAUCAAAAAGGCUACGAAAGGCGAGGCCGGUUACCAGAAGGCGCGACAAACCAAAACGAGUCCCGCGGAUGUCAUCAUGUGGUCUGGCAGUAAGGACACGCAGACAAGUCAAGACGCUACGAUUAACGGAGAAGCUACUGGAGCCAUGUCUUGGGCGUUUAUCACUGCAUUAAAGAAGAAUCCACAACAGAGUUACGUACAGCUACUGAGGAGCAUCCGUGAUGAAUUGGCGACGAAAUAUAGUCAGAAGCCGCAAUUGAGCUGCAGCCAUCCGCUAAAUACCGACCUCUUAUAUGUCAUGUAA